AUGCCCCCUCGACAUACCCUCAGCAUGCCCCCUCAACAUACCCUCAGCAUGCCCCCUCGACAUACCCUCAGCAUGCCCCCUCGACAUACCCUCAGCGCGCCCCCUCGACAUACCCUCAGCGCGCCCCCUCGACAUACCCUCAGCGCGCCCCCUCGACAUACCCUCAGCGCGCCCCCGACAUACCCUCAGCGCGCCCCCUCGACAUACCCUCAGCGCGUCCCCUCGACAUACCCUCAGCGCGUCCCCUCGACAUACCCUCAGCGCGCCCCCUCGACAUACCCUCAGCGCGCCCCCUCGACAUACCCUCAGCGCGCGCCCCCUCGACAUACCCUCAGCGCGCGCCCCCUCGACAUACCCUCAGCGCGCGCCCCCUCGACAUACCCUCAGCGCGCGCCCCCUCGACAUACCCUCAGCGCGCCCCCUCGACAUACCCUCAGCGCGCGCCCCCUCGACAUACCCUCAGCGCGCGCCCCCUCGACAUACCCUCAGCGCGCGCCCCCUCGACAUACCCUCAGCGCGCGCCCCCUCGACAUACCCUCAGCGCGCGCCCCCUCGACAUACCCUCAGCGCGCGCCCCCUCGACAUACCCUCAGCGCGCGCCCUCGACAUACCCUCAGCGCGCGCCCCCUCGACAUACCCUCAGCGCGCGCCCCCUCGAUUCGAGCCCUGGUUUUAACUUCAGGUCACAGUUGUAAAUGA
Oncorhynchus masou masou (cherry salmon) is the source of this 699-nucleotide messenger RNA. RefSeq lists its product as uncharacterized. The transcript has a single exon. The record is from RefSeq and is a predicted model, not a curated record. NCBI's taxonomy places the organism in Eukaryota, Metazoa, Chordata, Actinopteri, Salmoniformes, Salmonidae. Bases 1 to 699 code for a protein of 232 amino acids.